Messenger RNA from Orbicella faveolata, 4380 nucleotides. RefSeq names its product tyrosinase-like. Lineage: Eukaryota; Metazoa; Cnidaria; Anthozoa; Scleractinia; Merulinidae. The record is from RefSeq and is a predicted model, not a curated record.
AACAGAAAUUUAUCACCAUCAGAUUAUUCAUAAUCAGUUUCUUUUUACAAAAUAUCUUUCAGGUCACAAUUGAUUGCCUUUCUGUACCUCGUUGCCCUGGUAAUCUCUUGACGACAUUUCGCUACUAUGUCCUGCUGACAGCAUUAAGCCUUUCUAAAGCAUUUGACACCUGCCCUCAUCUUGAUGUCGAAACCUUACAAGCCUAUGUAGUAGGUACUUGCACAUUUGAACUAAAUUCAUCAUUUGCGGCGAUCACUGAUUUCCGCAGUUCAAAUACAUGAUCUUUGAUAUAUUCACUUGCAAACUCAUCAUUGGUAACUGCUGGAACAUUCUCCGCAACAAAAUAUGAUGACAAAGAAAUAAAUGAAUAAAUUACAAAAGAGGGAAUGAAAAAGAGAGGUAAGCGGAGGUGCUGCUGGGUUCUUGGCUGUUAUGGACGGACCAUUCUUUUAUUGACAAGGUGGAGGAGGGGGUGGUGGGCCAUUUCAUUCUGGGGAAUGAACCUUUUUUUUCUCACCGUUGGGCUGUGCAUGAUUAUUUUUGGUGAGUAAUAACUUGUGCAAGAUUUUCUUUAAAAGGUCAAACACGCAGGACCUGGAUAGUAGUUAGCAGAAAGCACUCGCUCGAUUUUUUCUCUUCAUGGCUCCCCUUGCACGAUUUUUUUCCGCCGUAUUUGCUGAACAGGAUGUUUUCUUUUUUGGAAAUUGCCCAAGCCCCCCUCCUCCCUCAAAAAAAUAAUGGUCCGUCCCUUAGCCUAGUCGACAGUACCCCUUCACCGGUACCUUUUAAACCAAGACAUUGCGCGUCAUGUCAAGAGAAGAUGAUGGUAAGAUAGUUUAUAUCCCUCAUAUCGGCUCAUUACUAUGACAAUCUCUUUCGAGCAAUUUUUCGAUGUAGUAUGCGGUCCUCACGCAAAUUGUUGUCUUACCAGCGCAUUGCUUAGAUAUUUUCGUCCAAAAUACGUGUAACUACUGGUAUAAGCCGUUUUGGCUGUCCAACGGUAGACUCACGUGAGAAAACUUUGCGUAUAAAGAUUGACUACUUCUAGGAUUUCUGAAAAGGGGUUAGGGUUAGGUUCUAAAAAUAACUUGGUAUUAACUAGGUAUUAACUAGGUAUUACUCUGAGAAUAUGGGAGAUCAACUUAACUCUCUUACUCUUCAUCCUCGCUUGACCAUGUUUAGCUGAGUGCAUUUAAUGUCGUUCUCCAAGUGGGUAAAAUAAAACCCAACUGACAAUGAUGACAGACAAAUUUAUAAGACGUCUUAGUGAAAAAGCGUUGAGGGAAAGAUUGAGCCUCGCCCCUGGAGGGACCUCGAGGGGGCCUUAUGCGCUACAUGGCGCGAGGAGACCCGAGUAACUUGAAAAGCGUAACUCAAGUUGAAAUCGAAAUACUCAACAAUCUUUUGUCUCAUUGCAGCUCUCUCUCCUGGUGAAAAUCAGUACAAACAAUAUAUGAAAUUGCCCAAUGAAAGUGUAUCUCAUCUCUACUUUUCUCGCAGGUAUCAAUGUACCGUGCAAAGACAGGGAAUCCAUUACCGACCAAUGCGAGAGGAAAUGCCGGUGCAAAGAUGGUGAUCUAGUUACUUGCUACAGAGUACGAAAAGAAUUUACCGCAAUGAGCCUAACAGAGCGACGGCGUUUCAUAGACGUUCUCAAACUAGCUGCUGCUAGCCCUCGAUACCGGAGCGAUUACGAAAUACUAACAACCCUGCAUUCAAGAGUGCCCAGCAAAUUCCUUCAUCACAUGCCUCAAAUAUUUCUUCCUUGGCACAGAUGGUAUUUGCUGGAAUUUGAAAAUUUCCUUCGUCAAAUUGACUGUCGAGUAACAAUUCCUUACUGGAAUUGGAGCAGCAUCUCUGUACACUGGACACAAGGCUCUGUAUGGAGUCCAGCUCCUUACGGUCUAGGCGGCAACGGUGUCUUGCCUGCAAGAUGCGUGAUAGACGGUCCGUUUAGAAAGAACGAAUUUCGUUUACCUUGGUGCGUGGGCGGUGGCUGUUUGAAAAGGGACUUCAAUUACUCGUGCAGUCUACCAAACCUCGAGGACACCUGGAAUUUACUCAUGCUUGAGAAUUUCACUAUGUUUGAAAAAGCAAUUCGUGAACAAUACCACACCAAAUUUCACGACUGUGUAGGAGGCAACAUGGCCCAUCAUGCAACGGCGUCAUUCACUCCCGAAUUUUGGCUUCUUCACGGUUUCAUCGACAAACUUUGGACCGCCUGGCAGAGGAAGUCCUUAGCUCACCAAUUUGAAUUUUAUACAAAUAUUAGGUUUACAUUGCCUGGCUCUGACAAGUUUCCGUGGGAAUUUCUUGAUCAGGAUAGUUUACCAGGCGGUGUAAGAAUUCUAUAUGAAUAACUGCUGUUAAUUAUAUACAAUGAUAAUCACAAAUAAAGAUGUACUAUGGCGACCCCUUCCACCCCCGAGAAAGGGCAGAUAAUUCAUGGUAGGCCACAUAUAAUUGCCUUCCCCUUUACUCCUUAAAUGCUAACCGCAAGCAAACAGUAGUAAUUAAAUGUUAACCGCAAGGAAACAGUAGUAAAUAAAUGCCAACUGCAAGUAAACACAAUAUUUAAAUGCUAACCGCAAGCAAACGGCAGUAAAUAGAAGCAAACUGCAGGGAGACUAUAUGGGUGGCCUACCAUGAAUUAUAUCCCCGAGAAAGAAACAAUGACAUUUCGUAGUGAAAAGAGCAGCUGGCCAUUCGAUGCUGUUGGUGAAAAAUUACAAGGAGUACACAGGGAGCACUGGUCCCAUUUCCUUCCAAACAACCAAUCCACAAUCACAGUAUCAGAACCUCUUACGCUUUUCAUGUACCUCAUUGUCAGAAAAACUUUAGAAUUUUUAAGGUCUUAUUUUUUCAAAGGACACAAAUUCAAUAACUCCCUUGUCAAUGAAAUCACCAACUCUGUUGCCGUUCUCUCACGGAAACUAAUAUGUAAAAAAAAUAACCAUUGCUUAUGGGAAAUAACUGUUACUCAUUUAACAUUAUGGAAAAUAGUUAUAAUUUUAAAGCUUGUAAUAGACUUAGUUACUAUUAACCAGGAGACCAAAAUUAUCACACAUAAGCUUAAAAGUUCCUCCUCAGUCUCCUCGCCACUUUUCCCCAAAAUUUGUUUUAAUUUAUAUUUAGUUUUUAAUUCUAUUUUUUUGUGUGGGCGCAAAUAAAUAAAAUUAAAAAAUAAAUAAAAAAAAUAAAAAAUAAUAAAAAUCAGUCAGAUACCUUGCUAACACCCAGGGAAGGCAAUAUAUUUUUUUUUUUCAGGCUUCAAUUUCACAACUGCUUAUGAUCAAUCAUGUCUUCAUAUUUUUCUCUGCAGUUCAAAUAUAUGAUCUUUCAUAUAUUCACUUGCAUAAUGACACUUUUUGAUCACAUGCCACGCCCUUAUACAAAGAUUGCUUGUUGCAAUUUAAUUUAUAUAUCAUAUUACAUCCAAUAAUUGCACUGAGGAAAUAUGUUUUUGGAGGUGAGAAAGAGUGAUUGUUCCAAUUGGAAAGAGAUUGUUUUAAACCAAAAAAUAACAAUUCAUUGGCAAAAGAGUACCAAGAGGAAACAGAAAAUAUUAGAUAUUCUCACAGUAUUGGAUAUGCUACAAACAUGUGACAAUCAUGUUUCCCAUAUUGUACCAAUAGCUGCAAAACAACAUUUAAACAAAUAUUGCAGUUUUAGUCACAUUAAAAUACAUCUUUAAUUUAUAGAUGAAAAUUUCUUAAAUUUAGGGGAGAGAAAAACUUCUGUCAAUCAUCCGGUUCAAAAGAGGUGGUUAUUUGGGGAAGCCAGUGCAUUAAUUUGUUGUAUGAAAAGGAUAUAAAACAUCACAUAAAGGAUUUCCUGUUCAGUAUUCCCUGGCAGAAAGGCUAUGGUUUCAGUAAAAAUAGAAAUAAGCUUAGAGUCUCUCUUAAGAAAGGCACUUCUCGUACCAUGAAUCAGCCAGAGGGUGUAUACAUGGACAGAAGCCACCUCACUAAAGGUGACCACUGAUAUGAUGGUUUUUGUUUUCUUUCACCUGAAAACAAGCAAAAAUGAGCCAUUUUGGUCUAUGUGGGAUCUACUGCUUCUGCAAGGAAAAAAUAAUGUACAAGGAAGCACACAGUUCAGAAACAAUGAAGACACUUCUGAUCUGCAUAUUUGAGUCCAAACAUUUUAUUUGGGCAUUGCUCUGACAGAGUCAAGAGAAAGGAAUUCUAUGUACAAUAUGAGGUGACAUCAGUCAUUCCUUUUUUGACAUUCUUUGUUUUGACAAGAGACAACCAGUUUUAAAGUUUGACACCACAACUGAUUUUCCUGUCAACCAUUCAAUAGCUUCACACCUAACAUAACUAUUUACACCCACUCAAUGUUGACAUUUAUAGUGGUGUUCAACAAUGUGCAACUGGG